AUCAGUUCCUGGUCAAAGGAUACACCGUCAGUGAGAUCCAGAUGCUUUUAAAUCUGAAUUCCUGAGUGGGAAUGCGCUCGACCCUUUGCUAGGACCCUGUUUCCCGACCCAUGGUGCUGUAAGAGCUUCCCAGAGAUGACAGAGGAACACCUGGACGCGGCUCGAGGACUCAGAAAUUCAGCGGGCUCUUCGAGCGAGUAAGCGACAUGGACAACUCUGUCACCCUGUGGCAGUUCCUACUCCAGCUCCUGUUGGACUCCAACAACGAUCAGCUCAUCUGUUGGACCAAUGAGGAAGGAGAGUUCAAGCUGCUGCAGGCCGAGGAGGUGGCCCGGCUUUGGGGAGCCCGCAAGAACAAGCCCAACAUGAACUACGACAAGCUCAGCAGGGCGCUGAGGUACUACUAUGACAAGAACAUCAUAAAGAAGGUGAACGGCCAGAAGUUCGUCUACCGCUUUGUGUCCUAUCCUGACAUCCUGAAGGGAGACGCCACUGCUCGGAUGGACGGGGGUGAAGACGGAGCAGGCGGAGUCCUCCCUGCUGCUGCUAAGAGGUUAGAUGGCGCUCUGCUGGAGGCGGAGUCUGCCGACCGCUCCAAGGCGGCGUCGGGUCCGGCCGCUCUGGGCUCCAGCACCAAGCAGUCCAACAGAAAUGACUACAUCCACUCCGGCCUCUACACUUCAUUUCAUCUCAACUCCCUGCCCAACGGCCGGCAGCUCUUCAAGUCCAUCAAGGUGGAGAACCCUGCAGAGAAGCUGGCUGAGCGGAGGGCCGCCUCCCAACACAGCCAGGAGACCUCGCCUCUGCUGCAGGCCCCUCCAGCAGCCGCUCCGCCGUCAGUCAUCAAGUUCGGAAACAGCCCGCCAAAGCUGCUCGCCGCGCCGCCUCCUCCGGUCACCAUGGAGACCACCCUGAGCAGCUUGGAUUCCCUGCAGGCUCCAUCUCAGAGGGCCGAACUCGUCAGCACACACUCCUCCCUGCAGCCCCAGUCCGUCUACUCACUGGAGCACAGCCGGCAGUCAGAACCCAGCCUGGGCCUACCGGACCUGGGCGCGGCACCGGAGGCCGCUCAGGAGGGAAACAUGAGCAGCAGUGACGGCGAGUCGGGGGGCUCUGGGUCCACAGAACCUGCUGCUCUGGAGACACUAGAGACCCAGCCACACGACAAGCAGGUGGAUGGCGGCAUCAGCUUGUGUAUAAACGAGCCCAGCCUGGUGGACACUGAGACCAGUUCGUCUUCGGGGAACAGCAACACCGCAGGAAGCGCUCAGGCUCUGGGAAAAACUCGUAAACCGCCAAAGGUCCUGCAGCUCAGUCCGCCCGCUCUGCUCGUCACCACGUCUGAGUUCUCCCCCAUGAACCUGUGCAGCCCCUCGCUGCCCACUGCCUCACUCACACCAGCAAUGCUCCAGACUCCAACCCUCCUGCUGACUCCCAGUCCUCUGCUGUCCAACAUCCACUUCUGGAGCACGCUCAGUCCCGUCGCUCCCCUCAGCCCAGCCACCAGACGUCAGGGAGCCCACCUGUUCCAGUUCCCAUCGGUCCUGAACUCCCAGUUCCAGAUCCCAGUCCAGAGCCUGGAUGGGACCAACACACCCGGACCCAUUUCCCCAGACCCCCAGAAAACGUAGACGCGGCCCAUGCUUGUGUGUGGUGGACGGAUGAGGGUGAAGCGUUCACUUGGUCUUGUGGUAUUUGUGCCCUCAGGACCCUUUUUUGUUUGCUAUCAUGAUGCAUUCAUUUUGUCUGGCUUAUUUUGGGAUCACAGCAGAUGAAAAGGAGAGAGGAAUAUCCAUGAUAACCGAACCGAACACAGUCUGCUUCACACCUAAUGGGAUUCCAGCUAUGGCUUUGCUGCCAGACCGGGUCUUCUGACCCGAGUUGACUCUGGUCGUUUGUUGCUCCAACCUGAUCAUACACCUGCCUCAGCUGCUCACUACCUGACCCACACCACCUCCACCCUUCUGUCUUACUCUGACUUGUGGCCAUAGUCCAAACUGAACCUUAAGUUAUGCUUCUGCAGUGCUUUGUAGAUGUUUAACACUUCUUUCACACUUUGUCUCUCAUCCAAUCCCAACAUUCAGUGUGUUUCAUUUGGAUUGGAUCUCAGAGAGUGGAAUGAGUGUGAAUACUUAUGCAAGCCACUGUGUGUGUUUUGUUUUAAUGAAACGUAUGUGCACACCCUGACAGCCAUGUUGACCUGUUCUGCCUUCUUUAGGGAAGAAAGAGAAGCCAUACAGCAUUUUUGGCCACAGUGGGCUCCCAUCCAGCCGUAGUUCUCCCUCUGUCAUGAAUCUCUCUGUCAUGGCUUGUUGGGGAGGGAAACCAGAGAACGGAAACGAAGGGAAGUGGCUCAUUUGUGAGAUUUUUUUUUAUCACUAGCUUGUCUUUAAAACAUUGUUUAGAAACAAGAAAUCAGAAAAACACAUCAGGGCAUCUGUUUGCAAAGAUAAGAUGAAUGCAGGGAUUCCUGUGGAUGAAAUGUGAAAAAAUUAAUACCAUAAAAAACUUUUUGAUGCUUGCUAUUUGUGGAAAUCCUGAGCAGUUGUUUGUUGCUUUCUUAUAGAUCCAGUUAGAAGCAUUUCGUCUAAAUUCAAAUUAAAAACAUAUUUAGUUGAAUCUCCAGCAGCAGUCAGUGUCACAACAAAUCUAGACUAAAGAUAGUUAUUGCAUGGCAGUCUUCUGACUGUAAUGACAUAUUAACAGCUAAAUAUCCAGGAACAGAGACAAUAUUCCACAGUAACACAUCCUGGAUGACAUCAUCAGUAGUUACCAAACACUGCUAAUCCACCUCAUUUGCUUUGGCCGCUCCCCUUUAACUCUCUGCCUGUCCGUAUGGUUACCAAGCUGAGCAGAGAGACGUUGGAGGAUGGUUUGAACUUCCUGUUCCUCUCUCUGCUCUGCAUCAUGAAGCCUCCACUUCAACGCAGCUUGGAAUUAGUGUAGCUUUUACGAUGCUAAUCAGUUGUUCCUUGUCAGAAAAAUAGUACGUUGUUGCCAGGCUAUGCAUUCUAGCUGUCCACAAGUUUAAAAAAAAGCAGGAGUAACUGAGCAAUAAUGCAACACCUCAACCAGAAGGAUUAACAAAAGUGUAGAAGAAGAAAUUAGAGCUAGCGUUGCUCCUGCUGACACCACCAGUGGCACUGUUCUAGAAUUAGUUUGAUUCCAGUUCAGCACUGGACAUCCCUACAUACAUGUAGGCUUUAGUACUUGGUUAUUGCUUCAGUGUCUGUUUAGUGACAUGCAUAUUUGUACAAAUCCAGGUUUUCAAUCUGUCCUGUAAACUUCUACGUUCUUGUCAGCAGAUGCUGCCAUCUUCCCUCUGUUUCCACUUUAAAAAGCCUCUAACAAAACGGAUGGAAUUUAAGCCGAGACCGUUGAUGGCUCUUUUUGUUGUUUUUUUUUUAACUACAUAUAGCAAUACCUUUGCUUGCCCAAGAGUCAACCAAAACAUUAUGACCUCUUUCUGCUGCUGAGCUGGACAUGCACCGAGCAGCCAGCCGGAAUCGGGUCUGCUCAAGACACUAGCAACAUUCUUCGGUGUGGAAGUUCUUACUGUGGGAAGCAAAGGGUUAAAAGCGACUUAAAUGUAAAUGUAUCGUCGGCUGUUUAUUCAGGCUGAUAAUAUUUUCAACAGAUAAUAGGAAAGCUAAACAUAUUACUGAAAAGUUGUUCUCUUAUAUUUUUUCCUAAGGUUUUAUUAUUUAAACAGCCAUCACUCACAGAAAACAUUUCAUUGGCCGUUUCUUUUCUUUUCUUUUCUUAUUGGAAUUGACUAAAAUGAAACAGAAAGUCCAACAGCGGAGCAUCAUUUGUGUGGAUGCCAGUUUGUAGCUUAAAGUUGUUUCUCAGCUUUAAUGCCUAAAAUCCAAUGUGUGAAACUCGAGGCCCGUGGGCCGAAUCUGGCCCACUCGUAGCUAUUUAUAUGGUCCAGAUAAUCUCAAGAUGGCCACAUCAAUCAAAUCAGAUUAUUUUUUAACUAUACAUUGUCAAAUUACAUCAAAGAUUAAAAUUGAUUCAAUUUUAAGUGAUAAUAUUCUAAUAGUUCAUUAAUGGGUAAUUUUAUCAAUAAAUUAUCAAAGAUGCAACUAUUAUUUGAGGUUUUGAUUAAUGUAUUGACUAUUCUGAUAAUUAAACUUUUAUACAAUUUAGAGAUUUAUAUCAAGAGCUUGUAAGAGCAUUUCUUCACUGAAUGCUGGAUCAUUUAUAGCAAAAGAUGAAUCUGCAACUAAAAGUACUUUGAAUAUCAGCAUGUAAAAAAAACUCUGGCUAUUCUGCUUGACUUGACAUCAACACACUGAAAAAGUGAAACAUUUGAUCCAAGUUAAAAAGAUGGACUCAAUCAAAUUUAGUUAAUCCAAGUACUUAUAAUAAGCUAAAUCAUGUUAUACACACAUGAAUAAAUGAAGUUUGACAAACUUAAUUCGACUACAUGUAACAAUUUUCCAUUCUCUUUUUUUCAGUGUAGUUAAUAAAUGGGUAGCAAAGGUGCUAUUUUUAACAAUCUGAACCAGGUGAAAUUAAAACGGCCACUUUAGGAUUUCUGGGUGAAAUAUAUUUACAGUUCUUUUCUUUUGUCUUAAAUGCAAAUUGUAUACAUUUUUUGUACAGUUUUGGCUUAAUCACUGCUCUGACUGUUCUUUCAGCAAACUCCUUUUGUUGGGUCGGUGUCCUAAUCGAUUACUAAAUCAGCCUACAAUUAUUUCAAUAACCAAUUCAUCCAAUGAAUCGCUACUCACGAUCUCCAUGCAAUCAGAAAUGAAAGAGAGUGACAGCGCUGCAUCGUUCUCUCCUUCUGAUUGGUGUUUCGGUUCUUUUUCUCUCCGUCUGAUUGGCUGGUGAUGUUUCGGUUCUUUAACCCACAGCGCUGGCUCAACAUUUUCCCGCUGCCUCGCUAUCAGCCAUCUGAAGCCCACUCCACGCGUUUGACCCGACUUUAAAGCCAUAAGUCUGACAGACUCCAGAGGUUCUCCCCGCCUCUCUAUGCCAUCUAACAUUGAAAGCAUGCAUGGCGCUUGUUUACACCGUACUCGGAUAAAAAAAAGAAAUAAAAGACAGAGAUGUGUUCUGUUUUGAACCACAGUGUCAAACUCUAACCCAGUGACGGGUUAGAAGGGUUGGUGCAGGACACGCGCUCACUCAGAUGGAAACGGUGCCUUACCGCAGCCAAGCCCAAGGUCAGCCUCACUAAGCUCUCUCUCACUCACAGAGAUCUUUCAUGUUAUUUGAAACAUCAGACGCCGUAUCUUAGAUGUCGACCAAACCAGAGAAUUGGAGGAAAACUCAGCAGCAGUGUAAUUCUGGAUGCAUCACUGUACAUACAGACAGCGUCAUGAGCCGACGCUCUCAGCAUGUAAAAUACCAGCUUCCCGUCGGCGGCCAUGUUCCUUCUCAACCUGCCUCUAAAUGUUUGCUCAGAAAGUGUAUAGAUAAAUAUAUAUAUAUAGAAGGAGAAAAAAACCCCUGUCUUUAACUCAUUGUAACCUCCAUUUAUUUUCCUGUAAUGCAAUAGAAUUCUCAGAAUAAUUUCUAUUUUUGUAAAUCAGUGUCUGCUUUUUAAUAUUUCUCUUUGUGCAUGUUUUUUUUGUAUCCUUGUUUUAUUUUAUGUAAUUUUUGGGGAAUUAAUGUUGGGGGUUUUUUCUUUCUUUUUUAGGAAUCAAAGCCUUAUUGGGAUAAAAUCAAAGUCUGUUUUGUAUGUUGACUUGUUUUUGAUAUCGUGUUGAUAUUGUACAUGCAGAUGUUGUGAUCAGACGUUUGCACUUAAGAGUCGGGGUUCCUGUCAUAUUGGAUUCUGUCACUUUUCUAGGAUUUCCUUUGAUGACUAAAGAAAUGUAUUUUUCCCCAUAAAGGGAGGACUUCAUUAUGCACUUGUAUUUUAUAAGAACAAAAGGAGCUAAAUCUAAAGUUUUACAGUUUGUAUGGGGAAAAAAAGGACUAAUUUGUAAUUAGGCACUUGCACAAAUAUUUAUAAAAAUGUCUACAACCCGUAGAACAGAUAUAUAGAAUAAGCAUUUUUUUGCUGUAAGUUUAAUAGUAAAAACUAUGAAAUAGCUAUAAAAUGAUCCCAAAGCUUUUUGUUUCUCCUCCAGUCAUCUUGGAGUUCAGUUUUUUCUUCAUAUCUGCUCUCUUAAUUCUUUUCCUUGAAAUGUAAAAAGUUGUUUUUAAAGAAUGACUGUUUUUGCUUUGUUUUGUCCAGUUUGAUGCUUAUUCAAAAUGUUUACAAGCUGCUUGUCUUGAGUGGCAUAUUGAUGUGUGAGAAGCCUAGAGGAAUUCUGUACAACAGACCAAUAAUAAAACAAAUGUCUAACUGAGA
This is a messenger RNA of Poeciliopsis prolifica (blackstripe livebearer), 6313 nucleotides long. It is a transcript of the gene elk4, whose product is annotated as ETS transcription factor ELK4. The transcript is spliced from 6 exons. Gene Ontology annotation, molecular function: DNA-binding transcription factor activity, RNA polymerase II-specific; sequence-specific DNA binding. Bases 207 to 1631 code for a protein of 474 amino acids. The record is from RefSeq and is a predicted model, not a curated record. Gene Ontology annotation, biological process: cell differentiation; regulation of transcription by RNA polymerase II. Gene Ontology annotation, cellular component: nucleus. NCBI's taxonomy places the organism in Eukaryota, Metazoa, Chordata, Actinopteri, Cyprinodontiformes, Poeciliidae.